GAACCUGGCUGCUGUAUCUGCCGUGCACCUGGAGCAUUGGUUUGGCAGCGGAACCGGGUUGCUUUCCAGACUGGUACAUGCUCUCCCUCUUUGGCACAGGAGCUGUUCUGAUGCGCGGAGCAGGCUGUACUAUUAAUGACAUGUGGGACCAGGACUAUGAUAAAAAGGUUGUAAGAACAGCAAAUCGCCCAAUAGCAGCUGGAGACAUUUCAACUUUCAAAUCCUUAGUUUUUCUUGGAGGACAGCUGACCUUGGCAUUGGGUAUUCUUCUGUGUCUGAAUUACUACAGUAUAGCUCUGGGAGCAGCGUCCUUACUUCUUGUCGUCACCUACCCACUAACGAAGAGAAUCACGUACUGGCCUCAGCUAGCCUUGGGGCUGACUUUUAACUGGGGAGCAUUACUCGGAUGGUCUGCUAUCAAGGGUUCCUGUGAUCCAUCUGUUUGCCUGCCUCUUUAUUUUUCUGGAGUUAUGUGGACACUAAUAUAUGACACUAUUUAUGCCCAUCAGGACAAAAGAGAUGAUGCAGUGCUUGGUCUGAAGUCCACGGCACUGCGGUUCCGGGAGAACACCAAGCAGUGGCUCAGUGGCUUCAGCGUGGCCAUGCUGGGAGCACUGGGCCUGGUGGGAGUGAACAGUGGUCAGACCGCGCCCUACUAUGCUGCUCUGGUCACCGUAGGGGCCCACCUGGCCCACCAGAUUUACACCCUGGAUAUCCACAGAUCUGAGGACUGUUGGAAUAAAUUUAUCUCCAACCGAACAGUAGGACUAAUAAUUUUCUUAGGCAUUGUCCUUGGCAACUUGUGCAAAGAAAAGAAGACCGAAGAAACAAAAGAAAAUGAAGAUAACAGAAUAGAAAGUUAGCAAAUGAAGUUUAUCUAGGCUUUAUUACAGCAAAUUUUUGCAAGAUGCACUCAGAUUCUAAUAAGCAAUCUACUAGGAUACGUUAAGGAAUUAAGAAUCAGAAGAUGAAUAUUUAGAGCAUGCUUGCCUCUACUUUAAUUCAACUAUUUGCUAGCAAAAUUCUUCCCAUCACAGGAAGACUACAGGAUUCGAGAUGACUGAAUGUUGGAGUUGAUGUGCUCCUCUGGCUGUUAUAAUUCUCAUUGGAAGUUAUGGGAAUUGUAUGAGUUUUCGCAUCUUAGAACAAGCCUGUUGUGUAUCUUACCUAAACGUGUGUGUAGCACAAUGGACUCUCCUUUUUCUUAGAGAAAAAUAAGCUGCUAUGGAAAGUUGGGACUUGCUGUUCUUUAUUGUGACCUUCACUCCUAUACUUCAAGAAGCCACUCUGGUUUUUGUUUUAGGAGAAUUUAAGCAAAUAAACAUUUUUACCUUCCAUACUGCUGUUGUUACCCACCUGGCCCUUAUUGGGGAUCUGGUCUCUGUGAACAGCCACAGUGACCAGAAGAGGCAAGCAGGCAAUCACAGGGACUAUUUUAAUUUCUGUAUAUUUAUCUUAUACAAUUACAACUUAUAGGACCAUGGCA
Tupaia belangeri chinensis (Chinese tree shrew) is the source of this 1486-nucleotide messenger RNA. RefSeq names its product coenzyme Q2, polyprenyltransferase (gene COQ2). The record is from RefSeq and is a predicted model, not a curated record. Gene Ontology annotation, biological process: ubiquinone biosynthetic process. Gene Ontology annotation, molecular function: 4-hydroxybenzoate polyprenyltransferase activity. NCBI's taxonomy places the organism in Eukaryota, Metazoa, Chordata, Mammalia, Scandentia, Tupaiidae. Gene Ontology annotation, cellular component: mitochondrial inner membrane.